GACCCAUUUACCCCAGUACUUUCGCAGAGGAGUGAAAGAGUACUUUGCUCCCUCUUUAAAAUCCCGUUUUGUCGUAUGAUUCAUUAAUAAAUAAUACUUCUUUGGUGUCAUGGCGGAAUCUGCAGUUUGUCCCGCAUUUCAGCUAGGAAAAUCGCAAUACAACCAGAAAACUUUUUCUGGGCGACUGAGACACUUUCUGGACGUGAUCGAUCCUCGGACUCUGUUUGUGUCUGAGAUUCGUCUGAAGGAGUGCAUGAAACUGCUGGAUGACUUUAAACACGGCAGUCUCCCACCCGGAGUGUCAGAUGAGCAGCUCUGGGAAGCUCAGAAGAUAAAGCAGGCCAUCAUCCACCCCGACACUGGGGAGAAGAUCUUCAUGCCGUUUCGGAUGUCAGGUUAUGUGCCUUUUGGAACGCCAAUAGUAAGCUUGAACUGCAUUGUUGUCCGAAUGCUGUUGAUAUGCUUUUUCCAUAUGCUAGUAGCCAGUCGGUGUCUUGGCCCUAGUGACAUCACUUCCUCUUUUGGUUUCCUGCAGGUUGUGGGUCUGCUCCUGCCAAACCAGACACUCGGGUCCACGGUCUUCUGGCAGUGGUUAAACCAGAGUCACAACGCUUGCGUGAACUACUCUAACAGGAAUGCCACUAAGCCCACUCCAGCUUCCAAGUUUCUCCAAGGCUAUAUAGGUGCAGUAACCAGUGCUGUCUCCAUUGCGGUGGGUCUGAACAUGCUGAUUGAGAGAGCUGCCAGGUUCAGCCCAGCCACACGAGUGAUGGUCCAGCGUCUGGUCCCCUUUCCAGCUGUGGCCAGUGCUAAUAUCUGCAACGUGGGGCUGAUGAGGCACACCGAGCUGAAGGAGGGCAUAGACGUGUUGGACAGCAGCGGCAACGUGGUGGGGACAUCCAGGAUCGCAGCCAAGCACGCAUUAAUGGAGACAGCCCUGACGCGAGUGGUCCUCCCUAUGCCAAUCCUGGUGUUCCCACCCAUCAUAAUGGCCUUCUUGGAGAAGCUUCCUCUCCUUCAGACCCAUAAGCGGCUGGUGCUCCCCGUCCACAGCUUGGUGUGUCUUGCUGCUUUCGGCCUGGCCCUGCCUCUAGCCAUCAGCCUCUUCCCCCAGAUGUCCCAGAUUGAGGUGUCCCAACUGGAGCCUGAGAUUGCCAUGGCGACGGACUGCAAGGUGGUGACCUACAACAAGGGCCUGUAGCCAGUGGAGAAAGAAGGGGAAAAAGAAGAGAUGGAACAAAGACGCGUUCCUUUGUUGUCUGCACCUCUCCAGUAUUAGCCAGUUAGCCUCCAUCGGGUUCAGGUACUUAGAGUGUAAAGCCUUUUAAACGGAGACGCGGACUAACACAGCUGGCCGUACAUUAGUACGCUUAUUUCAUGCAGCACUGAGCAGUGAGAGUUUAUUCAGAGCAGGGAGGCGAUACAUGGAAUUCUUUGGGCUUUCUUAGGUUGACACUGGGAUGCAUCACAAACUAGAAUGGAAAUCAGGUGAGUGGGUGGGGUUGAAUAUCCAAUAUGGCCUCCAACAGGUCUAUAACACGAGGAAGCCAAUUAACAUAUCAACCCCCUUAUUGGUUCGAAAAUUUGUGUAGGGAGUUUAGAGACGUCCUGUUGAGAGAUGGUUAACAUACUGCUGUUUCUUGGUGGAUUUCCCUCAUGUCCAUACCCAACAUGGAAAACCUCACCCAGAAGUCAAAGUUGCACCUUUACAGACAGCUAUGCAAGAAGGAACGCAGCUGCAGGGUCAGGUGGGUAUCCUGAAACGGUGGCAGUCUGUGCUAAAACAAGAAGCCAGCGUAGCAAUACCUUCUGCGAUGGAGCUUAGACUCAGGCUUCCAGCUUUAAGUUCAACCUCUUCAGCCUGCUCCAGUAGCUCCUUCCUGAUUGUGUCCACCACUGCCUGGUAUCUCUCUCUCUAACCAGUGUUCAGGUAAAAUUAUACACACUAAUGCACUUUAAAAGUCUAAAGAUCAAUGACUGGAACUUACACACUGAGAAGAUCCUUACUUUUUAAGUACAUAUUUUCUAUAAUGUAUUCCCUUAUUCAGAAAUGCUGAACAGUCCAGGGUAGCAAUUAUGGGAUAACCUCACACUAACCAGGUCGAAAUGGGUCUUUCUCAGUUGAUUCAUUAACCAUUAUUAGGAUCAGCUAGUUGGGCAGGUAAAGUUUUUCUGCACUAAUCGAUUUGUCCAGCUAGGCAAUUUGUGUCUCUGUUCAAAAUUCUUUCUUUUAAGAUCUGCAAAUCACUAUUCGUGGGUAGUAUGGUUUGUUUCUGUAAACAGUCUUUAAUUUUGUAUGGUAAAAGAAAGCAUGCUAUAACCACGUAGCAUUACAGUUCUCAAGCUUGUGGUUCUUUUAAUUCGCCUUCUUACCGUGAUCAUUGUUGACGCUUCGUGAUACUUAGAGGUGAGGAGUGACAAACAGGGUAAGAGACUUUGUGCCAGACUUAAGUUUUCUGUUUUGCUCACACAUCGCAGUGGAUUAAUUUAGUAUCCAUGGACACAGAGAAAGGGCAGAACAUGAAAUGGAUACUCUGCUUUAUUGUGCAUAACAUAUUGUGUUUCAUUCACAAAUACUGAACUUGUUAUGCAGUGAUACAUACCAAAUAACUGUUAAUGAUAUUUUGCUCUAAUCUUAUCAUAGCAGUUAACUUCUUUUUAAUGACUUUGUUUAACUGAUUUUUUUUCUGGUGGCUAAAAACUGAGGAAAACUGCAUCUGGCUUUAACCACUGUCUUAAAAUGUACUAAUGUGAAGCAAUAUAUUUGUACACCAAUCCUUUGUGUCUGUGCGUCCAUCCACUUUCCUGUUGUUUACCCUGGCAAGGGUCAUGGAUCUUUGUCUGUAUCUUUUAUAUUUUCAGUUGUUUAUUAAAUCUGAAAGGUUUACAUAA
Molecule: messenger RNA, 2892 nt
Organism: Paramormyrops kingsleyae
Lineage: Eukaryota; Metazoa; Chordata; Actinopteri; Osteoglossiformes; Mormyridae
Source: RefSeq, a predicted model, not a curated record